Eruca vesicaria subsp. sativa (arugula) is the source of this 1294-nucleotide messenger RNA. The record is from the annotation of a GenBank genome assembly. NCBI's taxonomy places the organism in Eukaryota, Viridiplantae, Streptophyta, Magnoliopsida, Brassicales, Brassicaceae.
AAUCUAUAGAUCACACGCAACCCAAUGUAAGAAUUGAGAGAGAAAGAGCACAGCAAUCUGAAUCAAAUCAGAGAGCAUCAAAGAUCUAUUCUUUUGUAUAUUCUUGUUAAGAAACUGAAAAGUUAUAUUCGGAAUGAGGUUGUCGUUGAGACAGUGGCUUGGGAGUGUAAUCGUGCUUACACAGCUUGUACAUGGAGCUCUAUGUUGGGGGAAGGAUGGUCAUUACACUGUCUGCAAAAUAGCUGAGGGAUACUUUGAGGAAGAAACUAUAGCUGCAGUGAAGAAACUGCUCCCUGAAUCUGCUCAAGGAGAAGGAGGAGAUCUAGCAUCUUUUUGCUCAUGGCCUGAUGAAAUUAAACACCUCUCGCAAUGGAAAUGGACUAGCGCUAUGCACUAUGUUAACACACCUGAAUACAGAUGCAACUAUGAGUAUUGUCGGGACUGCCACGACAGUCAUAUGCAUAAACACUGGUGUGUGACAGGAGCAAUCUUCAAUUACACAAGGCAACUUAUGUCUUCUUCUGUAAACUCACAGACUUUGGUCCAAUAUAACUUGACAGAGGCUCUCAUGUUCUUAUCACAUUAUAUGGGAGAUGUCCAUCAGCCUUUGCAUACUGGUUUUAGUGGAGAUCUAGGUGGUAACACAAUAAUAGUACACUGGUACAAUCACAAAACAAAUUUACACAAUGUAUGGGAUGACAUGAUUAUUGAAUCUGCUCUCAAAACAUAUUACAACUCAAGUCUUCCAGUCAUGAUCCAAUCCCUUCAAGCCAAACUCACAAAUGGCUGGUCAAAUGAUGUUCCAUCGUGGGAAUCAUGUCAACAGAACCAAACAGCUUGUCCAAAUCAGUAUGCAUCUGAGAGUAUAGAUCUUGCCUGCAAGUAUGCUUAUAAGAAUGCUACACCAGGAACCACUUUAGGAGAUGAGUAUUUUCUCUCUCGGUUACCAAUUGUAGAGACGAGACUUGCACAAGGUGGGAUUCGCUUGGCCGCAAUUCUUAACCGUAUCUUUUCUGCAAAAACAAAGCUGGCUGGAGCAUGAAACUAAAAAAAAAGUUUCAUGGAGAACCACACGUUAUCAUCGUGUGUCCUCCCAACUUACAAACAUUGUUAUUUUGUCCAACUUUCAAGCUAUAAACCAAGUUUAUAGAGUUGCAACCUUUUUACACAACUCUAAGCAUGGAACCAAAGUGUUUGGCCUAGUGGUAGUAGUACAAGAGGGCUGGUUCUUUUAAUUAUGUAUGCCCCGAGUACAAACCAUCUUUGAUACGGAGGGUUAUUCUUUAAAUUGGAA